AACAAGCCGAUGAAACGUCAACGCUUCCGGUAAUACCAAAGAAGAAGAAGGAGAACUAAGAUGGCGGAGAAUAGCAACACGGACCAUACGGGGGAUGCCAACGCAGAUAAAAAUGUUGCUCCCGGAGGAUCUAUGAUGGUGGUCACCGUCAAAACCCCCAAUGGAAAAGAAGAAAUUACGAUUUCGGAGGAUUCCUCUGUCGCUCAGUUUAAACAGGAGGUAUCCAAAAAGUUCGAGGCCAAGCAGGACCAGCUGGUGUUAAUAUUUGCUGGAAAGAUUUUGAAGGAGGGUGAUACUUUAAACCAGCAUGGUAUCAAAGACGGGUUGACUGUUCAUCUUGUUAUCAAGACAAAAUCAACAAGUGGCAGUACGUCUCAGACAAGUGCCAGUUCUGCAACACCUCAGAAUAACAGCAGCAGCUCCAACGCCACUGUAGCAGACAGAACAGGAGGUGGCACAAGUCAGACACCAACACAACCUGCUAAUGCGAUGAGUGGACUCGGUGACCUGUCUGGCCUGUUAGGUCUGAGCACGCGUUCAUCCAACUUCAUGGAAAUGCAGCAGCAGGUGCAGAGUCAGCUGAUGUCGAACCCACAGAUGCUGUCACAGAUCGUGGGGAACCCGCUGGUCCAGAACAUGAUGUCCAACCCAGACCUGAUGAGACAGAUGUUUGCAGGCAAUCCUCAGAUGCAGCAGCUCAUGGAACAGAACCCGGACGUCUCCCGCAUGUUCAACAACCCUGAGCUCAUGAGACAGAUGCAGAAUCCAGAAACACUGUCCAUGCUGACCAACCCCAGAGCAAUGCAGGCUCUCAUACAGAUCCAACAGGGCCUGCAGACCUUACAGACAGAAGUCCCGGGAUUCAUGUCCAGAUUGCCUCCUGGAGGUCUUGCAGGUCCUCUAACCACAGGGAGCAGCAUCCUACCAGUGAACCCUCAUCCUCCUGCCAUGGCAUCAGGAUCCAGUCUCCCCUCAGCCGCCAGUCCCACUCAGCAACAGCUCAUGCAGCAGAUGUUACAGAUGUUUGGAGGUGGAGGGCCAUCAACGCCGGAGGUUCGUUUCCAGCAGCAGCUCGACCAGCUCAACGCCAUGGGCUUCAUCAACCGCGAAGCCAACCUGCAGGCACUCAUCGCUACAGGAGGGGAUGUAAAUGCCGCGAUUGAGAGACUGCUAGCCUAACUCACUCAGUUCAUUCUGGAGUUAAGGGUGGAAGACUGGUAGAGUUCGGUAUUGGUGUGUGAAAUUAAAAAAAAAAAUUAAUAAGUGAACACUGUCCUCCAUCAUAUGCAAGUGUGACCUGACACCCAGAUAGACACAGUGGUAUUCCAAUCACUUGUUAUCUCUUCAGCUGAUCUGUAAAUCAUAGGAAGGAUGAACAGAGAGGUUGGGAAAUCAUAGUGGGAGAGGUUGAGGAAGGAUGUUGCAGGUUUCUAACAGAAUUGGUCCUGUGUUAAAUGCUAAGGCAGUACUGUGAAAUGAUGCCACGACUAUCACUGCCACGAGUCAUGCCACCGAGUUACUCCUGCCAGUGCAGCCGACAUGACAAGUGCUCAUUCACCGGAUGUCUACAUAAGGUUACCAAGGAAUUAACUUGUAAUAGUUACUUAUUUUUAUUUAAUUUUAACAGUUUGUGGUUAGGAGGUUCACAGUGUUGCAGUAGGUUGGAUGACGGUCUUCUGUGCUCUCUGUCUGGAGAACCAGCAUGUUUUUUCAUGGUUUGUUUUCAUCCUCUUUCCUGGUUGACUGGUAUCUAUUUAAGCUAAUCACUUCACUUCAGUUUUUUACCCUGACAGGUUCUUGACUCUUUUAGUCCCCCCCCCAAAAAAAAACCAAACAUUUCUUGUUGGUAUGGUUGGCACUGCUGCCUAAAUGUUUCAGGAGGAGUAGAAAGUGAAAGUUUUCAGGUUGUAGGACCAAGGCUAUAAUGUGUGUGGAUGAGGGAUGGACAAUGUGACAUUAUAUAUAGUGAGAGGAUAGAGACUUGACUCAACUGGUAGAGAUUGUUCUGUGUUGAGAUAGAUAUCCCUUUAAUAUCUCUGGUUGUGUUGCCAGAAUGUGAUAUUGGAUUUACAGGAUUUUCUUCGAGUACAUUUGUCAGGUUUUUCAUUUGCAGAAUUAGCCAAAACAGUCAUUUUCAUCUGAUUUGUUUUAAUCUAUAAAUUGUUUUACAAUGGAAGUCCCAGAAUCACAAUAUCGCCUUAAAAUUUACAUUUACCAUGAGAGGAUUUUAUCCAUAUCACCCACCCCUAGUAUUGACAUUCAUUGGAGUUUACUAAACAGGUUUGGUUCAAGUUGAUUUCCUGUUGACUAAGAGUGUAAAAGUAAUAAACUUGGACUUUUUGUUCAAAGCUAUAAAAUGGUCUCUCUAUGAAGUGUCAGUUUUCUGAUGAUACUGUGGUUAAUUCUCAUUAUUGGUUACUAAAUAGAAAUUGUUAAAGCCAAUAGGGAAUUGUUUUUAAAGUCAUCAAACCCUUUCACAAUAACACUGUUGUGAAUUUCCAUGCAAGCAGUGUAGUGCCUAAAUGUAAUGUUGAGUUCUGCAAUAUAUUGCAAAAUGAUGCUUGAAAUCUAUUGUUGUGUGUCUACCAAUGGACAGAUAAGUAGACGAUUUGUUUUUCAAUCCAAUAAAUUAUUUGCAAUGUG
This is a messenger RNA of Siniperca chuatsi (mandarin fish), 2643 nucleotides long. RefSeq names its product ubiquilin-4-like. Gene Ontology annotation, molecular function: polyubiquitin modification-dependent protein binding. Bases 61 to 1179 code for a protein of 372 amino acids. Gene Ontology annotation, cellular component: cytosol. The record is from RefSeq and is a predicted model, not a curated record. The transcript is spliced from 7 exons. Gene Ontology annotation, biological process: ubiquitin-dependent protein catabolic process. Lineage: Eukaryota; Metazoa; Chordata; Actinopteri; Centrarchiformes; Sinipercidae.